UCCCUCUCCGGUUGGUGUGUUUCCAUCUGACCGGGCUUUCAUUCACAGCAGGAGUGUGUGAGAGUGUGUGUGUGAGUCCGGAUGAAAGAGUGUGAUCCUCGGCAGGAGAAGGAGAGGGAGGAUUUCUUUUUUCACAUUUGGAUGCUUCUCGGAUCAUAAACUCUCUCGGACUUUCUAAACAUGCACCUCCUGGGAUUAUCUCUCCUAUUGGUUUAUCUCCUCUACUCUAACCUCGCGAGCGAGCUCAGCCACUCAGAUUAUUAUGAUUACUACGAGCACGAGCAGAGGGACGAGCCGGACUCCCCACCAAAACCAGACAUGGAGCAGAAGUUGCGUUCAGCCUCCAGCGUCGAUGAACUCAUGAGUCUUAUUUACCCUUCAUACUGGGCGUCUCUGAAGUGCAGAUCUAAGCUUUCUGCCGCAGCCUCCUCGGCCUCCAAACUUUCUCAGCGGCCUCAGCCUCGCAGACAACGACUGCCGGCUGAAACGGAAGAGCCGACGUUUGCUGCUGCCUACCUCAACCUGGACCUCCUGAAAAGUAUAGAGUCAGAGUGGAGGAAGACUCAGUGCAUGCCCAGAGAAGUCUGUGUCGACGUGGGCAGGGAGUUCGGGGCUCCCACCAACAUCUUCUAUAAACCCCCGUGUGUGUCCGUCUACAGAUGUGGAGGAUGCUGCCACUCUGAGGAUAAACAGUGUCGGAAUAUCUCCACCGGAUACCUCAGCAAAACCCUCUUUGAGAUCACGGUGCCGAUCACACAGGGCACCAAACCAGUGACCAUCAGCGUGGCCAACCACACCCAGUGCAGCUGUCUGUCUAAACUGGACGUCUACAAACAAGUCCACAGCAUCAUCAGGAGAGCCCUGCCUGAGUGUCCGAUCACCAACAGGACGUGUCUUCCUGGUCAGACGUGGAACAGUAGACAAUGUCGGUGUGUCAGUGUAAACACACACCUGCACCUUAAUCCCCCUCCUCCUCCACUGCCCCCUCCAAGACCCUCACAGCAGCACCUGGACAUAUUUUCAUCAGAUGUGUGCGGCCCUGAUAAAGAACUGGACUUGGAAACCUGUCAGUGUGUUUGUCAGCACAGAGAUCUGACCCACGACUGCGGCCCAAACCGACACCUCGACCGCAACACCUGCCAGUGUGCCUGCAACAUGUCGCCCACCCCAGCCUGCCCGCUAAACCACGUCUUCAACAGGGAGACCUGUCAGUGCACGUGCAGCAAGACGUGUCCGAGGCACCAGCCCCUCAAUAAAGCCAAGUGUUCCUGUGAAUGCAACGAAUCACCAAACAAGUGUUUCCUCAAAGGAAGGAGGUUUCAUCCAGCCACAUGCAGCUGUCUGCGGCCUCCCUGUGAAGUAAGACGGCGACGGUGUGAGCCAGGAUUCUCCUUCAGCGAGGAAGUGUGUCGCUGCGUACCGUCCCACUGGAGACGGCUGGACUAAAAGAUGCUCCUGAGCAGAUUGCAGACUGAGGAGGUAGAAUUCAUCACCCAGCCCCCGUAGACCUGCUGGCCCUAAAUACCCAGUCCAGCUGUGAGGCAGCUAAGUGAGCGGACCCUGAAGGGAAACUUUAGUGAUUGGAGGAAUGGGAACUGUGAUGAAUGAAGGUGGGACAUGCACUGAAGCGGCUAAGAAGACAUUUUAUGGGAGAGCGGCUGACCCAAGCCCAGAAAUGAAGGACUGGAUGAGUCAACUCUCAAUACCUGUUCUAAGUAUUGUCUAAAUAAUUUGUUUUAAAAUAUUCGGGGGGUUUUGUAUUAAUUAUGUCUCAGUAUUCUUAUGUCAGAUAUUGAUUAUAUAAUUUAUUAAAUGUUAUUGUUCAACCUGUUAUUGCAAUUUCAAUCUUUUUCCAUGGAAAUAC
Molecule: messenger RNA, 1864 nt
Organism: Cheilinus undulatus (humphead wrasse)
Lineage: Eukaryota; Metazoa; Chordata; Actinopteri; Labriformes; Labridae
Gene: vegfc
Product: vascular endothelial growth factor c
Exons: 7
Coding region: 181-1446 (421 amino acids)
Biological process (GO): induction of positive chemotaxis; response to hypoxia; vascular endothelial growth factor receptor signaling pathway
Cellular component (GO): membrane
Molecular function (GO): growth factor activity; chemoattractant activity; vascular endothelial growth factor receptor 3 binding
Source: RefSeq, a predicted model, not a curated record